AUGGAGUUGUUGAAUCAGUCCAAUUACAAUGUAUGGAAGACAUGUAUGGAUUCAUACCUUGUGGGAGAGGAUUUGUGGGAUGUUGUUAAUGGUAGUUACACAAGUCCUCCUAUUGACGGAUCGGAAAAUAGCAGCGCAUACAAGAAGUGGAAGCAAAUUAAUGCGAAGGCGGAGUUUAUCCUGAAGAGGUCCAUCUCUCACAGCUUGUUUGAUCAUAUUAUAAAGUGCAAAUCAGCUCAUGAAAUUUGGAGGACCCUUGAUCAUUUGUUCAAUAAGAAGGAUGAAGCGCGGCUACAGAUCUUGGAGAAUGAAUUGGCUAACACCAUUCAAGCAAUUGCACCUAUUGAAGGAAGUCUUAUAGAACGAACAAACGCUAAAGAAGGGGGUGGGAUCUCCCCUAAAAGAAAGAAUUUACCUCGAGCCUGUCCUACUCAUUCUCCUUUUCCCGUUCCUGACCCUGAAUGUGGAGGGGUUAGCCUUGAUCCAGGUCACGCGCCAUAUUCUAGGAGCCCAAACUAUGUGAUUGAAUAA
Messenger RNA from Lycium barbarum (goji berry), 531 nucleotides. RefSeq lists its product as uncharacterized. The transcript has 2 exons. The record is from RefSeq and is a predicted model, not a curated record. NCBI's taxonomy places the organism in Eukaryota, Viridiplantae, Streptophyta, Magnoliopsida, Solanales, Solanaceae. The coding region runs from base 1 to 531 and encodes 176 amino acids.